Molecule: messenger RNA, 2762 nt
Organism: Striga asiatica
Lineage: Eukaryota; Viridiplantae; Streptophyta; Magnoliopsida; Lamiales; Orobanchaceae
Source: the annotation of a GenBank genome assembly
AGAAACCAAAAACCCCGACUCCCUGAGUCUUACCGUGCAACAAUGGCGCCCGAGUCUGCUGAGAAGAAGAAAGCCAAACGAAACUCUCGGAAGCGAGCCCGAGUAGAGUUGGACCACCAAAUUGAACGCCUGAACUCUCUUCCCUGGAGCUCGUCUCUCCCCGAAGGUAAUGAUGGCAGAGGGGACGAUGGUUUCUCUCUCUUCAUCGGCUCUAACGACCUUGAAGGAGGAUUUCUUACCCUUGAAGAGAUUGAUGAAUCAGACUACGGGUUGGGAAUUCCUAGAAUUAGUGUGGAAAAUGAGAAACAGGAGCCAAAACGGGGAAAAAAAUCAAAGAGGAUUAGGAAAAAUAAUGGUGAUGCAGAUGAAAGCUGUGGUAGUGAGCUUCAUUGUGAAAGUGAUGGUAAGGCCGAAGAAAGCAUUGGGGAGGAUGAGAAGAAGGAAGUGAAGCAGAAAAGCAAGAAGAGAAAUAAGAAUGUGAAGAAAAAGAAAAUGGACGGUCAGAAGAAUCGUGAGACAAGUGAAUCGGAACGGUCCGAAGAACAAGCUGCAGGCAAUUCAGCUGAUGAAGAAGAAUAUUAUGCGUGGAACGAUCUUAGACUUCAUCCGAAAAUUAUGAAAUCAAUAUACAGACUAAAGUUUAAAGAGCCUACUCCGAUCCAGAAAGCUUGUAUUCCUGCUGGUGCUCACAAAGGGAAGGACGUGAUUGGUGCUGCAGAGACAGGAUCUGGUAAAACACUUGCUUUUGGCUUGCCAAUUAUACAACGUCUUCUGGAAGAACGAGAAAAAGUCGAGAGGAUCAUGGAAGAAAAAGGAGAGGCCAAUGAAAAGAUUGCGCCUAAAGGUGUUCUGCGUGCUCUCAUCGUUACCCCUACAAGGGAGCUCGCACUUCAGGUCACUGAUCAUCUCAAGGAAGUAGCAGUAGGCAUGGAUAUUAGGGUGGUCCCUAUUGUUGGUGGAAUAUCAACUGAGAAGCAGGAAAGGCUUUUGAAAGCACGGCCUGAAAUUGUUGUUGGAACACCGGGGCGACUAUGGGAACUCAUGUCAGGAGGAGAAAUUCACCUUUUGGAGCUUCACUCAUUAUCAUUUUUUGUGCUGGAUGAAGCCGACCGCAUGAUUGAAACUGGUCACUUUCGUGAACUGCAGUCCAUAAUUGACAUGCUUCCCAUGAACAGAGAAUCAUCUGAGAGCCAACAUCAGAAUACACAGAACUGUGUAACUGUUGCUAGCCUCCAAAGAAAGAAAAGGCAGACGUUUGUGUUUUCUGCAACUCUUGCCCUGUCUGCUGAUUUUCGUAAGAAGUUGAAGCAGGGAUCUGGUAAUUCGAAAAAGGAUGGGCUUAACUCGAUUGAGACUCUUUCAGAGAGAGCAGGAAUGAGACCCGAUACUGCUAUAGUGGAUCUUACUAAUGCUUCAAUUUUAGCCAAGAAGCUGGUGGAAUCAAUUAUUGAGUGUAGGGAAGAAGAGAAGGAUGCCCAUUUGUAUUACUUACUAAGCGUACAUGGACAAGGACGAACAAUUGUUUUUUGUACUUCAAUAGCAGCUUUACGCCGCAUUUCUUCAUUAUUGCGUAUCCUCAAGAUAAAUGUGUGGACCCUUCACUCAGAAAUGCAGCAGCGGGCACGCCUAAAGUCCGUGGACCGUUUCCGUGCUAGCGAACAUGGCAUACUCAUCGCCACAGAUGCUGCCGCGCGAGGGCUUGACAUUCCUGGUGUCCGUACUGUUGUCCAUUAUCAGCUUCCACUUUCGGCUGAGGUAUAUGUUCAUAGAUGUGGAAGGACAGCUAGAGCCUCUACUGAUGGUUGCAGCAUUGCUCUUGUCUCGCCAAAUGACGCGUCAAAAUUUGCAGCACUGUGCAAGUCAUUUGCAAAGGAAAGUUUCCAGCGUUUUCCUGUUGAAAUCUCUUACAUGCCUGAGAUUAUGAAGAGAUCAUCUAUUGCACAUCAAAUAGACAAAAUUGUGCGGAAGGACUCCCAGGUGAAAGCUGAAAAAAGUUGGUUGGAGAGAAAUGCUGAAUCCAUUGAACUGGUUUUGGAGGAUAAUGACAGUGAGGAGGACAGAGUGAAGAAAUACAGGCAAAAUAAAAACAAAUCAAAUCAGCUGACCAAGUUGCAGCAGGAGCUCAACUCAUUACUUUCUAGGCCAUUGCAACCCAGAGCAUUUUCAAAGCGUUAUUUGGCAGGGGCUGGUGUCACUCCAUUGCUUCAACAUCAAUUUGAAGAACUAUCAAAACAGAAACUUGGAGGUGCAAGUAGUUUUGAUCCAAAUAAAAGGAGAAAAUUAGUAGUUAUUGGUCAAGAUUGCGUGGAGCCACUUGAGGCACUGAAAAAUGCAAGUAAUGAGGCGUGCUUGGAUCUGAAAGAGAUUGCAGAAAAGCAAAAGAAUUCAGACAGCUUGAGAAGGAAAAGAAAAGAGAUGAAAAAACGUUUGCAUGAGCAAAGGCGGAAACAAAGGAAGAAGAUGAAACAAAGAGAAGGAUAUUGAAGCAGCUAGAAGAGAAUAAUGUAUGAAGCUCACGGGAUAUUCUAUCUUUAGGAUAUUGAAGCAACGCUAGCUGCUUGUGGAUGAUUAUAUGGCCGUUGUAACGCAACAGGAAUAUCUUAUAAAUAUGAAUAAAUAAGUUGUCGAUUCCUAUAUUUAAAGUCUUGCUUUGAUUUGAAUUGGUUAUAGUUUGAAUGUGAAUGAUGUUUAGUCAAAAGUGAUUGUAUUUAUUUUAUAUGAUCCUGCAGCUUCAUCUAUUUGAAAUUAUUUUCACUAUGAAU